Stegostoma tigrinum is the source of this 4114-nucleotide messenger RNA. RefSeq names its product vav 2 guanine nucleotide exchange factor (gene vav2). NCBI's taxonomy places the organism in Eukaryota, Metazoa, Chordata, Chondrichthyes, Orectolobiformes, Stegostomatidae. Gene Ontology annotation, cellular component: cytoplasm. The transcript has 29 exons. Gene Ontology annotation, biological process: cell migration; regulation of GTPase activity; intracellular signal transduction. Gene Ontology annotation, molecular function: guanyl-nucleotide exchange factor activity; protein binding. The coding region runs from base 752 to 3376 and encodes 874 amino acids. The record is from RefSeq and is a predicted model, not a curated record.
UUGUAGGGCUCAGGGAAAUGGGGGACGGUGGGAACUGGGAACCUGUUGGUCUUGCAGUCUGCUAGCACAGAGACGAUGGGCUGAGUGGCCAGUUCCCAUGGAACCAUUCUGUUAUGUUUUAGUCACGGUGAGGCUGGGAUGAGGACUUUGAACAGCGCUUGAAACGAAUACAUGGCCCCGGAACUCUACCUGAUCCCGGUAAAUCAGAGCACGGCGCUAGCUGCAGCUGCGCAGUGUGGCCUGGGGGCGCGCAGCGUUAGCGGGUGUCCGCUGCUUGUUCGCUCCCGCUGCAGCUCGCACCCGCGCCUUCAGUCCCUGAUACAAAGUUACAGAGCGAGCCGCCACCGCAGCUACAUUGUAUCCGCCGGGAGGGAGUGACCGAGGAUCGGCUCUGGCCCCGCUCAGGGUUCCUCCGUGGCCUGGGAGCGUGCUCCAGCCCAAAACAUUGCUCCCAGCAGCAGUGAUUCCCCGGACCCUCGCCCCCGCGUUGGAUCUACUCCGCUUCAAACCGGACUCGCUUUCCACUCCACCCCCAUCCCAUCGAGCUCACUCCACAUUCCCUCUGUCCCUCAUUCCCUCUCUCCCUCACCCCUUCCAUUUUUCAUCCCUUCCCUUACACUUUCACUCCGUCACUCCUUGCUUCUACAUUUACUAUUCUUCUGUCCCCCCCGCCUUAUUUACCUUUGUGACCCCUCUCCCCUCCCCUCCCCCACGAUAUUGUGACUGUGUUCUCACGAAACCUGACUGCAGGAUGGAGGAGUGGAGGCAGUGUGGCCGCUGGCUCAUUGAUUCCAAGGUGUUACCCCCAAAUCACCGUGUAGUGUGGCCAGCGGCUCAGGUCUUUGACUUGGCGCAGGCUUUGAGGGAUGGGGUACUGCUGUGUCAACUUCUGCACAACCUGAGCCCUGGUUCCAUUGAACUGAAGGACAUCAAUUUCAGACCACAGAUGUCACAGUUUUUGUGCCUGAAGAACAUCCGGACAUUCCUGAAAGUUUGUCACGAUAAGUUUGGCAUGAGGAACAGUGAACUCUUCGACCCGUUUGACCUGUUUGAUGUGAGGGACUUUGGGAAGGUUAUCUCAGCGAUCUCCAGAAUCUCCCAUCAUGCAGCUGUCCAGUGCAAAGGCAUCAGGCCUUUUCCUUCAGAGGAGACUGCAGUGGAUGAUGAUGUUUAUCGCAGCCUGGAGGAACUGGCAGAUGAACAUGACGUGGGAGAUGAUAUCUACGACUGUGUCCCAUGUGAGGACGAUGGCGAUGAUAUCUACGAAGACAUCAUCAAAGUGGAAGUUCGGCAACCCAUGAAGUUGGGGAUGACCGAGGAUGAUAAAAGGAACUGCUGCCUACUUGAGAUCCAAGAAACUGAGGCCAAGUAUUACAAAACCCUCGAAGACAUUGAGAAAAAUUACAUGAUCCCUCUAAAGGCUAUCCUCACUCCCCAUGAAAUGGAGGCUAUAUUCAUCAACCUUGAGGAAUUAAUUUGGGUGCAUUACAAUUUACUGAGAGCCAUUGAUUUGGCAGCAAUCUCAGGAGGGAACACACUCUACAAAGUCUUUCUGGAUUUCAAAGAACGGCUGUUGAUUUAUGGCAAAUAUUGCAGUCAGAUGGAAAAUUCCCAAAAGACAUUGGAUCAACUCCUGUCUUCCCGAGAGGAAAUCCGGAGUAAAAUUGAGGAAUGCACCCUGAAAGUUCAGGAUGGGAAGUUUAAGCUGCAAGAUCUGCUGGUGGUACCUAUGCAACGAGUGUUGAAGUAUCACCUUUUACUGAAGGAGCUGCUCAGCCACUCGAGUGACCGUCCAGAGAAGCAGCAGCUGAAGGAAGCAUUAGAGGCGAUGCAGGAUCUGGCAAUGUACAUCAACGAAGUUAAGAGGGAUAACGAGACCCUGAAGAAGAUCUCAGAAUUCCAGUGCUCGAUAGAGAAUCUGCACACAUCUCUGACAAAUUAUGGGAGACCAAAGAUUGAUGGUGAAUUAAAAGUCUGCUCCAUAGUUAACCGAACAAAACAGGAUCGAUACUUGUUUCUGUUUGAUAAGGCAGUGAUUGUGUGUAAGAGGAAAGGAUAUAACUAUGAGCUAAAAGAGACCAUUGAUCUACAGGCUCAUAAAGUAACUGAUGAUCCAAUGAACAACAAGGACUUACGAAAGUCUCAUGGCAAGAUGUGGUCCUACGCCUUCUAUUUAAUUCACCUUCAGGGGAAGCAGGGAUUCCAGCUGUUCUGUAAAACAGAGGAGAUGAAGAGGAAGUGGAUGGAGCAGUUUGAAAUGGCAAUGUCAAAUAUUAAACCUGAGAAAGCGACAGCAAAUUACCACAACUUCCAAAUGACGACUUUUGAUAAAUUCACCAACUGCAAGGCAUGUCGAAUGUUGUUGAGAGGGAUCUUUUUCCAGGGCUACCUCUGUUCCAACUGCGGUGCUGGAGCCCACAAAGAAUGCCUGGAGACAGCAGCACAAUGCAAGCUCAAUUUACCAGCGGAUGAUUUGGACGGAGGACAGCCAGUGGCAGCAGGUCCCAGAAUGCUGGCCAUUCGUGCAUUCCAGGGAACACCUCCACCCCCUGUGGGGAAACCGGUUCUCAGCUUCCAGACUGGAGAAGUCAUCGAACUGCUGAAAGGAGAUCCGGACUCACCGUGGUGGGAGGGAAAGGUCAUUCAAACCAAGCGGUCUGGUUGGUUCCCAGGCUCCUAUGUGAAGCCUUGUCCGGUAGACUCACGGCAUUUUAUUAAACCACCUUCAAAAGAACCUGACUACAGCAUCUACCCAUGGUUUGCGGGUAACCUGGAGCGAGGGCAGGCCGACAAUCUCCUAAAAGCUCACAUUUCUGGGACAUAUCUUAUCCGUGAGCGGACAGCAGAGGCUGAAAGAUUUGCAAUUAGUAUUAGGUUUAAUGAUGAGGUGAAGCACAUUAAGGUUGUUGAGAAGGACAAUUGGAUCCACAUCACUGAGGCUAAGAAGUUUGAGAGUCUCCUGGAGCUGGUAGAGUAUUACCAGACCCACUCUCUGAAAGAGAGCUUCAAACAACUAGACACAGCUUUACGUUUUCCAUACAAGCAACGAGACAAGGCAGUUCAGCGUUCAAAUUCUCGGACUUCAGCAUCCUCCUCCUCUUCCUACAACUUUGCUUUUCUUAGUCCUCAGGGCUUCAGUGUUGCGUCUCAGAACUCUGCUCCUUUCUGGUCAGUGUUUAACCCCCGACCCAUUGGCAUGGCAACAGCACGAUAUAACUUUGCAGCUCGUGAUAUGCGUGAGCUGUCACUUCAGGAAGGAGACACUGUGAAGAUCUUCAAUAAGAUCGGGGGUGACCAGGGCUGGUGGAAAGGUGAAGCAAAUGGAAAGGUUGGCUGGUUUCCUUCAACAUACGUUGAUGAGGAAGGGAUGCCGUGAUUGGUCGCUGAGACCUCACUUUCUCUACAGGGACCGUUUAUUUUGCACAUUCCAACAUCCAGGAUCCAGAAUCUGAUCCUUGUUCUCGGGCUGAUGGCAAAUUAGUUUUCAGCAAACUUCCGGCUUUUUAGAGAUGACUCUUCUAACGAUUUUUGGAUUGGUUAUCAAAAGAUUCCCUAUGUUGUAUAUAAAUUCUUUGUUUAGAACAACCAAUCAGAACUGGAGUAAUGUUCAGGUGAUUGUGGAGGGCUGUAUAUGAGUGUUUGAAUGUCUGGUGGACAAUGUGUGUUUGUACAUGAGGUGUGCCUGUGAGUGAAUGUGUGAGGGGGACAUGGCACAUAAGAACCCUUUCUAAAAGUCAUUUGUAAUUAUUUUACCCAGUAGCAAUGCCACAAUGUAUGUGAAUAUUUUAAGAAAUGUUUUUAGGCUUAUGCCAGUGUAUAUAUUUGGAUUUAUUGUGGGUUAAAUGGAAUUAUAGUUUAAAAUUAUCACUCAAUUUGUUUUGGAAUGAAUUGAAAAUGUAAAUUGGUACAAUUAUUUGCACUGGCUAACACACAGAAAGCAGCUGGUUUGAAGAGACUGGGAGAAUCUGUGUUGCUGCUUGGAGUUGGGGAGCGGGGAAAGGUUUCGGCACAAGUCACAGCACUCUCACUGCACUGGGAGUAUACUGAGGCCGAGAAGCUGAUCAAACCGUGAUUGCAUUUCAAAGACUGUACCUUUCACAAAACAGGAAAUAAA